CCGAGUUACCAAAACAGCUGUGGAACUGGAACCAYCUUUAAUCCUGCGCAGGAUUUAUCUGGGCAUCGAGCAUUUUUCCCGAAAUUUCCUAACCUGCUAAUGGACAAUGACCCCCGAUUAGUGAUUACAACACAAUUCGGCUGUAUCUUUGUGCGUCAUACUGUCAUGUCUGCCGUUUCCCGGUAUAAUAGCAUCCUUUGUGGCUUUGUUCAUUAGUCUUUCCAAAUCUACAUUAUUUUAAUUGAGGAUCUUGUUAAACAACUAAAAUGGUCGUCAAAGAAAUCGAGAAUGAUACCCAGUUCCGUGAACAAUUAAAUGCGAACAGCAUGAAGCUGGUUGUCGUGGAUUUUUCCGCUUCCUGGUGUGGUCCAUGCAAACGUAUCAAGCCUAUGUACGAAGAACUUUCGAAAAAGUAUGACCGUGCAGUGUUCCUUAGGGUAGACGUUGACAGGUGCCAAGAAACAUCUACCAGUCAAGGCGUGUCGGCCAUGCCGACUUUCAUAAUGUACCGCAAUAAGAUUAAAGUGGGAAGAGUCCAAGGUGCCGAUAUUGUAGCCGUCGAAUCGAAAAUCGUACAAUUGUACGACACAUCUUUUUCCGCUUCUGGCGAAGACUGUGGAGUACCAGGUCAGAUUUUUCUUAACUCGUUCAUCAUGAAAACUCAGUGCGAAGCUCUCAAUGAUUCAGAUGACCAUCCAUUGUCGGAGCUAAUCGAGAACAAAGGCUAUAUGGAAUCGGAUUGCGAUCAGCAACUUAUUUUAUCGUUGACUUUCAAGCAACCUGUCAAAAUACAUUCUCUUAAAAUUAAAGCUCCUAAAGAUAAUGGMCCAAAAUCAAUGAAGUUAUUUAUCAACCAUCCAAUCACCAUAGAUUUUGAUGCUGCAACAUGUAAUUUAGCUACUCAAGAACUGGAACUACAACCUGAUGAAUUAGAUGGUAAAAUAGUCAACUUGAAGUAUGUAAAAUUUCAAAACGUCUAUAAUCUGCAGAUAUUUGUUGAAAACAAUCAAACUGAUGAAGAAGUAACAAGAAUAGAUAGCUUGGAUCUUAUUGGAAUGCCUWCAUCCAUGACUAAUAUGGGUGAUUUCAAGCGUGUUUCUGGCAAAGCGGGAGAAGCUCAUUAAAAUUAAUAUUUUUAAAAAACCAUACAUGAUAUAUGAACUAAAUUAAUAAUCUUAA
Messenger RNA from Diuraphis noxia (Russian wheat aphid), 1179 nucleotides. Its product is annotated as thioredoxin-like protein 1. Lineage: Eukaryota; Metazoa; Arthropoda; Insecta; Hemiptera; Aphididae. The record is from RefSeq and is a predicted model, not a curated record.